CUUGCAUUAGCCACUUAUGAUCGAGAAAGAAGCGCAACAUGGCAGACUCUCUCGUGACAUAUCUGCGAAGCAGUCUGCCAGAGGAAGUCGCCAGCCAAGCCGAAGCGCAUCUGAAACAGCUUGAAGAAGGCGACUACAAAGGCCUUUUGCAAAGCUCAGAGGCGCAAGCACUAUUUGGACACGAGGAAGAUCCGAAACUUGAUACAGUCAAACUCGAACAAUUCCAAAGCUGGAGCGACUUCAUUUUCCAGCGUCUGGGCAAUUUUCUGGCCGAUCGAUCACACCCGGAAAAGCAGAUUGCGGUUUUCUGCAUUGGCUAUGCUGCCCUGCUGGCUUUCCUACAGUCCAAUGUGACUGGACCACCGUUGGACUUCGUUCCGGCGGAGCUCGUUCUGCCAAAGCAUGUGAUCGAAGACAAGCAGCGCCGACAUGAUGUCAGGCAAAAGAUGCUCGCUGGCUUUACGAUCGAUGGCAUAGCGGCGUACAAGUUGACGCCUAACAUUGAACUGUUGUGUUUGGCUGACGCGGUGAUGACAACUCCGCCGGUCCUGAAGAAUGUCAAGGCGGCGAGAUGGGCGAAGAUGAGAAUUGCUUUCAUGCAUCAGAGACUGCUGUCAGAGGUAUCGUCGACCGUCCAAAACGUUGUUUACGAUGAUCUUGAAAUGCUCGAAGAGGAUCUGAACAAGUCGGGCAAUGAGCACCUCAGAGCUGAGUUCCUACUGGAGAGAGCGACGAUUCACAUUCAUCACGGACUGGACAAGCUUGCGCGAGCCGAUAUAGAAAAGGCGAAAAGCACGCUUCAUUUCGAGUUCGCUUUGACCGGCCUGAUGGGAAAGCGAACCAAGUUUCAGCAGAAAGAUACCAGCCAGCUUGUUGUUCUGGCCAAAAGCGCGACGAGUGACGAAACUAUCGAGCCGAAGGUCGCACCCACCAAAGCCGUUCAGAAUGGCGAGCCCGCCGUGGCCGAGCCAACGAAGCUCGAUCUGAACGACGAUACCCUCCUUGAAUCAAUCUCCUUCACCAAGAAGCCUGAAGAAUACACCUCGACCGACAUAACAGACAUGGAAUCUAUUCCGGCGUCACUGAAAGCUCUAGAUCCUGCGAAUCAACCGCAGCUACAGCCACUGGACUCCAUCAUCCUGUUAUCGCUGGCAUCCUCAAUCACGAAUACAUCGGCACAGGACGGUCUGACGAGAGAGGAGACUGCGCCAUAUGCGACUCGAGUGUUGGACGGUGGAAGCUCGAAUUGGCAAGUCUACACCCAAGCUCUGCUGGUGCGAAGUCGAAUCGAAGGCUAUCGAUCGCGGACGAUCGAGCGUGGUCUGCUGCAGCUUCAGGCAUUGGUUGAUCAAGUCAUUGCCGAAACCACUGCGGAAGGAUCAUCUGGACUGGAGAAUGCCACUCAAGAAGUUGCUGCAUCCACGUUCUUACCCAAGGCCAAAGAGUCGGAGAGUGCACCUGUGACUGAGCGACUGAAGUACAUCUUCCAGCUCGCUUCACCAACUCGAUGGGAAAUGGAAGCAGAAUUGGCCGCUCGAUGGGUCCAACUCGGAGGUUUGAGAUCAGCUCUGGGCAUCUACGAGCGGCUCGAAAUGUGGGCUGAAGCAGCGCUGUGCUGGGCAGCCACUGAACGUGAGGACAAAGCCAAGAGACUGGUCAGAAGACAACUCUUCCACACCACAAAAGGAGGACCCGAUACUUCAGAGCUCGAGGUCGGCGAUGAUGAAGAAUGGGAGGGACCAGCCCGCGAUCCUCCACCACUGGAUGCUCCACGCUUGUAUUGCAUUCUAGGUGACAUUGAUCAGUCCAUCGAGAUGUAUGAGAAAGCAUGGGAGGUAUCGAAACAACGAUAUGCUCGAGCUCAGCGUUCGAUCGGACGUCACUUCUUUGCGGCCAAAGACUUCGUUCGAGCGGCUGCUGGAUACAGCAAGAGUUUGAAGGUCAAUCAGCUGAAUCACACCAGCUGGUUCGCUCUCGGCUGUGCAUUACUCGAGCUGGCAGAAUUUCAGAAAGCCGUGGAAGCUUUCUCAAGAUGCGUUCAGCUCGAAGAGACCGAUGCUGAGGCAUGGUCAAACCUCGCCGCAGCGUUACUUCGGAUGGAUCCUGACGACGUUCCCGCAACUCCAGAAAGCAACAAGGUCAGACUGGACGACGAUGAAGACGACAUUGUUGCUCCUCCUCAAUCCUCCGCCGAACGCCAUCUAGCACUUCGCUACGAUGCGCUCGAAGCUCUCAAACGCGCCGCAUCACUAAAGCGUGAAUCGUACCGCAUCUGGGAGAACGUCCUCAUCGUCGCCGCCUCUCUGCAGCCACCCGACUACACUACCAUCCUCUCCGCGCAAAAACGUAUCGUCGAUUUGCGCGGCCCAACCGAUGGCGAGAAAUGCAUCGACGUCGAGAUGGUGCAGAUGCUCGUCUCGCACAUCAUCUCCGAGAACGAUACCUACGAUCCCAGUCAACCUGGUCUGACACGCAUGGUCGUGAGAUUUAUUGACGAGAGUGUUGUGCCGCUCAUCACUGGCUCAAGCGCUUUGUGGCAGCUUGUAGCGACUGUGCGUUUGUGUGAUUCGUACGAGAGCCUGGGUCCCAAAGAGCGUACGGAGGGAAUGGGUGACGGAGAGCCAGUGGCCAAGGACUGGAAGUUCAAAGCGAGGAGUGCUGUGAGAGGUAUCUUGGGGAGAGGAAAGGAUAGCUGGGAUGGUACGAAUGGAUGGGACAGGCUGAAAGCCGUCACGGAAGAUCUGAAGGGGUAG
Molecule: messenger RNA, 2753 nt
Organism: Zymoseptoria tritici IPO323
Lineage: Eukaryota; Fungi; Ascomycota; Dothideomycetes; Mycosphaerellales; Mycosphaerellaceae
Exons: 2
Coding region: 39-2753 (904 amino acids)
Molecular function (GO): protein binding
Source: RefSeq, a predicted model, not a curated record